AUGGGUAGGGUCCUGCAGGUAUAUUUCGUCGUAAAUAAUUUUUUUUAAAAAGAAGCUGUUACUUCUCAAAUAUUGAUUUCCUGAGUGAUAUACGAUCAUUUCUGAGCAAAAGAAACCGUUUCCGAGCAAGUAAAUCGAUUUCAAGCUGCUGAUACGAAAACUGCUAAAUGUCCUGGGGUCCCCCUCACGCAUUUCUUGUGGAAAAAUAUUUUUUUGCAAACAGCGUUUAAUUCUUUAAAAAUGAUUUCCUGAGUGAUAUGGGGUCGUUGCUGAGCAAAUAAAAGCUGUUUCUGAGCAAAAACGUUGCAUGUCCGCCUGCCUAUACGAAAGCUCCCCACUGUGCGACAGUCCGAAAAAUCGGUACCUUACAAAGACCACCAUUUUGAAGACUAAUUUAUCCAUAACUCUUUAAAACAAAAAUCUUACGAAUCAAAAAUUUGCAAGAAAUGAAGUUAACGCAACACACAUAUUCCCUGAAAAUUUCUGCCGAAUCGGCCCACGAAUAACGAAAAACGAUUCCUAGGGG
Messenger RNA from Rotaria sp. Silwood2, 526 nucleotides. The record is from the annotation of a GenBank genome assembly. NCBI's taxonomy places the organism in Eukaryota, Metazoa, Rotifera, Eurotatoria, Philodinida, Philodinidae.